AAGGAGUUCAGUUUUUGCAGAACUAUUUUAACUGAUGAUGGCCAAGUUAACACUUAUUGCUACGCUGCUUGUUGGCGUCUUUCUAGUCGGCGCCUAUGCAGGCAACGAUUAUUUGUGGGGUGAAGUGGGUGCCAACGACUACAAGCUGGCCAAGGAUUCAGUGCACAAGGCGUUCUUUGUGGGCAUGGUGCUAAAUAAGAAAUAUGUCUUUAAGCAAAAAAACAAUUUGGACGCUUUAACCAUAACGGCUAUAAAGAUAACCGAUAAGAAGAAGUCGGAUGGUGCCACCGCGGUGCUGACGCAUGGUGGACCCGGCUCCAAGGGCGCUACCAUUAUGUUUACCUCACAGCGUGGUCAUGGCAUCAGCGAUGUGGUCGAGAUCUGGGGACGCUAAGCGUGCGUUAGAGUCCAAAAUAAAGUUGUCGCACUCAAAAUAGAAAUAAUCUU
Drosophila busckii is the source of this 447-nucleotide messenger RNA. RefSeq lists its product as uncharacterized. The transcript is spliced from 2 exons. Lineage: Eukaryota; Metazoa; Arthropoda; Insecta; Diptera; Drosophilidae. The coding region runs from base 35 to 394 and encodes 119 amino acids. The record is from RefSeq and is a predicted model, not a curated record.